This is a messenger RNA of Perca flavescens (yellow perch), 1958 nucleotides long. It is a transcript of the gene tgds, whose product is annotated as TDP-glucose 4,6-dehydratase. The record is from RefSeq and is a predicted model, not a curated record. Gene Ontology annotation, biological process: nucleotide-sugar metabolic process. Gene Ontology annotation, molecular function: dTDP-glucose 4,6-dehydratase activity. Bases 187 to 1221 code for a protein of 344 amino acids. Lineage: Eukaryota; Metazoa; Chordata; Actinopteri; Perciformes; Percidae. The transcript has 12 exons.
GGCCGGUGACUGUCGCAAAUCACACACCGUAUCUUCAUGGAAGUGUUAGGCAAAUAGAGACGUGCUACCUGUUAGCUAGCAGGCUCGAUAAUGGAGUAAAAGCGAUUAAUAUGUCAUUAUUAUAUCUGAAGGAGUCCUUAAGGUGAAUAGAAAGCUGCCGGUGUUCAGUGUUGUGAUGACCAGAAGAUGGACUUCAACAGGACUGUUCUGGUGACUGGAGGCUCUGGAUUCAUUGGCUCCCAUCUUGUAUGUUCGCUGGUGAACAGGCACCCAGACUGGAGAAUUAUCAACCUCGAUAAUUUGGAUUACUGCUGCAGCCCCAGGAGUCUGGAGAGUGUUGAAGACAGAGCCAACUACACCUUUAUCAGGGGAGACGUGUGCAACUCACGGCUGGUUAAUCACAUUUUCAACACAGAAAACAUCGACGUGAUCUUUCACCUGGCGGCCCAAACACACGUCGAGAGGUCGUUUGAAAGUCCGUCUAGUUUCCAGCGUGUUAACAUUGAUGGGACCAGAGUUUUACUGGGAGCCGCCCAUCAGUCCCGACACCAGCCACAGCGCUUUAUCUACGUCAGCACUGAUGAAGUGUACGGAGCCAGUCUGGACCAGGUGUUUGAUGAGAGCAGUCCAGUGAGGCCCUCUAACCCAUAUUCUGCCACUAAAGCAGCUGCUGAGUACCUGGUCCAAUCCUACUGGGACAAAUUUAAGUUUCCUAUCAUCAUUACCAGGAGCAACAACAUCUACGGGCCCAGGCAGUACACUGAGAAGGUCAUUCCGAGGUUUCUCACCCUCUUGCAGAGGAACAAGAAAUGCACCAUCCAGGGAACCCUGCCUAAAUCCCGCCAUUUCCUGUUUGUCGAUGACGCCAUCAACGCAUUUCUGUUGGUUCUGGAGAAAGGGAUCGUGGGAGAAAUCUACAACAUGGGCACAAGCUGUGAGAUUCCCAUCAUGCAACUGGCCAGGGAACUUGUUAAGAUGGUCAAGAAAGUGCCCGACUCUGAGGUAAAAGAUUGGCUCGAGUUUGUGCCAGACAGGCCGCAUGUGGACCUGCGCUACCCCAUCACAUGUGAGAAGCUGCAGCAGCUAGGCUGGAGAGCAGAGGUGUCCUGGGCUGAAGGCAUCAGACAGACGGUCAAAUGGUACCAAGUCCACCCAGACUUCUGGUCAGAUGCAAGAGAGGACCAAGAACAAAUCCGAAGCCAGCUUGAAAAUGCAGAGUGAAAAGAGACCCAAAGCAGUGACUUAUCUACAAAUGAUUUCAUGACACGGCCAAUUUACCUCAAAACUUACAAAUAAUGAAGACGAUAUAACUCAGUCUCGCUUUAUAGUAUAGUUAGAAUAGUUUACCUGAAGUGCUAGACAAUAGGAAGGCAGAGCCUCCCUUCAACCAAAGCAAAAGUUACACCUGGAAAUGAGUGCACUUUAUUUUGAUAUUAAUUACGGAUUCAGCAUAGCUUAUGACGACAAGCAUCACACAGAUCCUGAAUGUACAGUGACAUUUUUGAAUGACUGGGGAAUGUGCACAUUCAUGAACAUCCACAGGGUAGGACUCAAAUUAAGCAGGUGGCUCGUAAAAUCCAACGACCAAAUGUUCUAGUGUUGAUCGGCUCAGAACAGAUAAGACAUAAGUAUUGCAUUUACAUGCACUCAAGUAACAGUUACUGUAAAUCAGUUGCUUAAGUGCAUGUAAACACACUAGCUCCUGCUAACAUUCAGCAAGGUUGGGUAGCAAGUUUUAGCAACUGUAGGUGCAACUUUACAUUCCAAAUGUAAGUUUAGUCUUUUACAGCACAAGCAUUAUUUUAUCAAAUAAAGAUUCUUUGAUUUUGUUAUAGCAGUGGACUUAUAAUGAAAGGAUGAGAAGGGAACUCAAAUUCAAUUCAUCUGUCAUUUGUUUUAUACACAUUGAGAGGUUUUUCACUUUGUCCAGUAUUUAACUGCAAAUAAACUUGAUUAUU